GAAGAAGAAGAAGAGGCGGGCGGAAGUGGAUAUGUUUUGUAGCGGCUGCAGCAGACAGGUGUGCUAUCAGACAUUCAGCUGGAGUCUAAACGAAGCUCGAGUAAAGUCUUAUUUGUUCACACUCGUGGUUGCACCAGAAGACAUUUUACAGACAUUUUACAGCUGGCGACAGAAAAGGAAAAUGGACAAGGACGAGGACCCGGCUCAACAAAACGGCAGCAAAACGCUGCUUAUCCGACACUUACCAGCUGAGCUCAGCCAGCAUGAGAAAGAGGACCUCCUCAAGUAUUUUGGAGCCGAGUCAGUGAGGGUCUUCUCCAACAGGGGUCGUUUGAAACAUGCAGCCUUUGCAACUUUUAGAAGUGAGAAGUCUGCAGCAAAAGCUCUUGGCAGACUCCAUCAGUUGGAGAUUCUUGAUCGAACACUUGUCGUGGAGUUCGCAAAAGGCCAAGAUCAUGUGACCGUGUUAAAGGACCCACCAGUGUCACACAGUAAACAUGUUGGAGAAGAGCAGCAGAAGCAGAAGCCGGAGCCCAAACAGCCAAAUAUUCCCCUCAUAGAGACCGGCAUCGCACCUAGCCUCGGGUUGAAAUUUCAACCCAAUCCCACUUUGAAGUAUUUAUACCCACCACCUUCUAAUAGCAUUCUCACAAAUAUAACACACGCCCUCAUGAGUGUGCCAAAGUUUUAUGUACAAGUGCUACAUCUGAUGAACAAGAUGAAUCUACCAUGUCCGUUUGGCCCAGUCACUGCCAGGCCCCCCAUGUUUGAGUUCCUGCCUCCCGUGCCACACAUGCCCAUGCCUCCUCCCUUCCCUCCCGACUACCCUCCUUUACCAGAGGAGGAGAUGGAGCUGUCCAGUCAAGAAGAAUCAGAGUACGACAGUGGGGACGACGAAGACAAGGAGAGGAUUGUUCGUCUGAUGGGCCUGGUCAACCAAGCAUGCAAGAGACCCCUGAGACCAAAAACAGCUUCAAAGAGAAAGAAGCCCAAGAUCAAGGAUCUUCUCUAUGCUCCCAAACCAGACUCUCAGAGUGCUCCAGUGCUGCAGCCCUCCGAUGUGUUCGAGCAGCCUCUCCCUGCCGGGCAGAGGAAAAUUGAAUUCCACAUUUCGGUUCCAGAGGUGGCAGGCGUAGUGGAAGGAAGUGGGCCAGGUCAGCCUGAUGACGAAGGCGCAGUCUGUGUCCCCUCAGGAGUGGAUGAGAAGGAGCUCCCCCCCAGCAGCAGUCAGGAGGUGGCAGAGGCUGAAGGUUUUGGAAAGCUUUACCCCAGCACCCAGCCCUCCCAACAACAAGACAAGCACAGCGAUGAGGAGCAGGAUCUCGCCUCUGGAGUAAUCUCCAGAAAGGAGCUGGAGAAAGGACGGCUGUCAAGAGAUGAGAUAAAAAGGAUGUCUGUGUUUAAAAAUUAUGAACCGGGUGAGCCAACCUGCAGACUGUACGUGAAGAAUAUCGCAAAGCAAGUGGAAGAGAAAGACCUGAAGUACAUCUAUGGGAGAUACAUCGACCCUUCGUCAGAGACCGAGAGAAACAUGUUUGACAUAGUGUUAAUGAAGGAGGGGCGGAUGAAAGGGCAGGCCUUCGUAGGACUCCCCACUGAGCAGAGUGCAGAGAAAGCCCUGCGGGAAACCAACGGCUACGUUCUGUAUGACAAACCUCUCGUCGUCCAAUUUGCCAGAUCUGCAAGACCAAAACCAGAUAGCACAGAUACCAAGAGAGGACCAAAACAACGAUGAAACCAACAGAUACCAAGGCUUGAUAGUGUGGCCCAGCUGAACCAUUUGUAUCCUUAUUUUGGCAUAUCCUUUGGAAAGAA
Larimichthys crocea (large yellow croaker) is the source of this 1815-nucleotide messenger RNA. RefSeq names its product RNA-binding region (RNP1, RRM) containing 3 (gene rnpc3). Lineage: Eukaryota; Metazoa; Chordata; Actinopteri; Sciaenidae. Gene Ontology annotation, molecular function: U12 snRNA binding; protein binding; pre-mRNA intronic binding. The coding region runs from base 32 to 1735 and encodes 567 amino acids. The record is from RefSeq and is a predicted model, not a curated record. Gene Ontology annotation, biological process: mRNA splicing, via spliceosome. The transcript has 16 exons. Gene Ontology annotation, cellular component: U12-type spliceosomal complex.